AUGAAGGCAGGACGCCAGCAUGCCCUUCGGGGUUCGCCCGGGCGCGCACUGAAGCUGCCCGCCUUGAAGGGGGCGGGGCGAGAAGGCGGGCUCGUCCCCCGAGGCAUUGUCUCGUUGGCGCCCCGCGCUCUGAUUGGGCCCGCUCCACCACGUGGGCAGGGACUCGAGCGGGAUUGGCCGGAGACCCGAGGGGCACUUCUGGGGUCCCGACGAGUAGGUGAUUCAGGCCGUGACAGUCUCCGUGGAAACACAGGGCUCCCUGGCUGCUGUGGGCGCCCAAGCCGCGCUUUGUCCCCGUCUACGCUGACCUUCGCCCCGGCCGCUCUGUCCCCGUCCACGCUGACUUUCGCUCCGCCCUCGCUGUCCCCCUCCUCCCUGUCUUUCGCCCCGCCCUCGCUGUCCACCUCCACGCUGACCUUCGGCCCGGCCACUUUCUCCUCCCUGCGCCCCGCCCCCUUGUCGCCCUGCUACUCGGCGCAGGCCCUGGUCCCCACGAUCGUGGUGCCGGCCCCCGACUCCACCACCGCCAGCCCCUCCUCCUCCUCCGUGACCUUCGCCCCCGCCUCGCUGUCCCCCUCCUCCGUGACCUUCGCCCCCGCCUCGCUGUCCCCGUCCUCGCUGUCCUUCGGGCAGUCCCCGCCCGUCCCCCGGCCGCCCUCGCCAUCCCCGGUCCGCUCUCCUGCCUCGUCGCUGGCUCUGUCACCGGCCUUCUCGUCCUCGGGCCUGUUCGGCCGCCCCUCGGCCCUGCUGUCCCCGUCCUUCCUGGCGGCCCCGCCCCUGCUGCCCUCGCCCCCUCCGUCCCCACGCUGCCGCCGGGCCCCGUCACCCGCCCAGCUGCGGCCAACCUCGCCGCUGCCCCCGGGGCUGCUGGCCUUCUUCCCUCACCCGCUGCGCACUACCCCGGCCCUGCUCGCCCCGCCCCCAUCCCGCUCCGCCCAGCUGCCCUCGGCUUCGCAGCUGCUGCAGCCGCCGCCGCCCUCGUCCUCGGUCUCAGCCUCGUCCCCACCGCCCUCGCCCCGGCCCUCGGGACCGCUGCGGCCUAUCACCCCCUGCCGGCCUCGCCCCUUCUCCACGCUGCCGCCGCCGCUGGGCUCCGCCCCGGCGCCAACCGCCCCCUCGCCCCUGCCACUGGCACCCCGACCUAUCUCGCUGCUGCCCCCGCCCCUGGGGCCGGCCCUACCCCUACUGCCCCCGCCCCCGCCCUUCGGCCCCGCCCCUCCCCUUCUCCCUCCGCCUCCCGCCCCCCGGGUCCGCCCCGUGCCCUCCUCCUCCGCCCCGGCCCUGGCCGGCGGCCCCGCCCCCCGGCCCCGCCCCGCUCCUGGGCGUAGGCCCCGCCCCUCGGGCCCGCCCCGUCCCUGA
This is a messenger RNA of Trichosurus vulpecula (common brushtail), 1359 nucleotides long. Its product is annotated as vegetative cell wall protein gp1-like. The record is from RefSeq and is a predicted model, not a curated record. NCBI's taxonomy places the organism in Eukaryota, Metazoa, Chordata, Mammalia, Diprotodontia, Phalangeridae. The transcript is spliced from 3 exons. Bases 1 to 1359 code for a protein of 452 amino acids.